GCCCCAAGUUUGCUGGUCGGGGCGGAAAGCUGGGCUGAGCGGGGGUGGGGAGGGUCUCCAGUCCCGGGCGUUGCGCUCGGGGCUUCUGCCCAGUUUCCUGCCUCCGGAGUCGCCGUGUCCGCCCAGCCUAGAGCAGUUUGUGCAAUUUAGAAACUCGAUAGGAGGCAGCUGAUCUCCCACCACCCUAAAAAUAAUCCGCUCCGGCGCACUGCGUGCUUCAGCCAGGGGAGGAAAACUCUGCCUUCGGAGUAAUUUUGCAUCCCGGUUUGAAGUUUACACUUAAGACAGUGUAGGAAGACGGUGCUUUGAAGGUAGAGCAAGUGUUCCAGUAAGGGGUUUGAAGCAGCCUCAAGCGACUGCCCAAGAGAAAACCAAUUAAGAAGAAAUGAGCCUUUCAUUCUGUGGUAACAACAGUUCUUCAUACAACAUCUGUAAUGGUGUGUUACAAAACCCCUGCUUUGUAGAUGCCCUCAACCUGGUCCCUCAUGUCUUCCUGCUGUUUAUUACUUUUCCCAUUUUGUUUAUUGGGUGGGGGAGUCAAAGCUCAAAAGUACAAAUUCAUCACAAUACAUGGCUUCAUUUUCCUGGACAUAACCUGAGAUGGAUUCUGACAUUUGCGCUUCUGUUUGUGCACGUCUGUGAGAUAGCAGAAGGCAUUGUUUCAGACUCACGGCGGGAAUCGCGCCACCUCCACCUCUUCAUGCCAGCUGUGAUGGGCUUUGUAGCCACCACAACAUCAAUAGUGUAUUACCAUAAUAUUGAAACAUCAAAUUUUCCUAAAUUACUUUUAGCCCUUUUCCUGUAUUGGGUAAUGGCCUUUAUUACAAAAACCAUCAAGUUGGUUAAGUACUGGCAGUCUGGCUGGGGAGUAUCAGACCUCCGAUUCUGCAUUACAGGCAUGAUGGUCAUUUUGAACGGACUCCUGAUGGCUGUGGAGAUCAAUGUCAUUCGGGUGAGAAGAUAUGUAUUCUUCAUGAAUCCUCAGAAAGUGAAGCCUCCAGAAGAUCUCCAGGAUUUGGGUGUGCGAUUUCUUCAACCAUUUGUGAAUUUAUUGUCAAAAGCAACAUACUGGUGGAUGAACACACUUAUCAUAUCUGCUCAUAAAAAGCCCAUCGAUUUGAAGGCAAUUGGAAAAUUACCAAUAGCAAUGAGGGCGGUAACAAACUACGUUUGCCUGAAAGAUGCAUAUGAAGAACAAAAGAAAAAAGUAGCAGAUCAUCCAAAUCCGACUCCAUGUAUGUGGCUAGCCAUGUACAGAGCUUUUGGGCGACCAAUUUUGCUGAGUAGCACAUUCCGCUAUCUUGCUGACUUACUGGGCUUUGCUGGACCUCUUUGUAUUUCUGGAAUAGUUCAGCGUGUGAACGAAAUGAAGGGGGUGAACAUGACGAAGAAUGGGACUAACACAGUAGGAACUGCACAAACCCUUUCCUCAAAGGAAUUUCUUGAAAAUGCUUAUGUCUUAGCUGUUCUUCUCUUCUUGGCCCUUAUUCUGCAAAGGACAUUUUUGCAGGCAUCCUACUAUGUGACCAUCGAGACUGGCAUUAACCUCCGGGGAGCCCUGCUGGCCAUGAUAUACAAUAAAAUCCUUAGACUCUCAACAUCUAAUUUAUCCAUGGGUGAGAUGACCCUGGGACAGAUCAAUAACUUGGUUGCCAUAGAAACCAAUCAACUCAUGUGGUUCUUAUUCCUGUGCCCCAAUCUGUGGGCUAUGCCAGUUCAGAUCAUCAUGGGAGUGAUUCUGCUCUAUAAUUUACUUGGAUCCAGUGCAUUGGUCGGGGCUGCUGUCAUCGUGCUGCUGGCCCCAAUUCAGUACUUCAUUGCUACAAAACUGGCGGAGGCUCAAAAGAGCACUCUUGAUUAUUCUACUGAGAGGCUGAAGAAGACAAAUGAAAUAUUGAAAGGCAUCAAACUACUCAAGUUGUAUGCCUGGGAGCACAUUUUCUGCAAAAGUGUGGAAGAAACAAGAAUGAAAGAACUGUCCAGUCUCAAAACCUUUGCUCUCUACACAUCACUCUCCAUUUUCAUGAAUGCAGCAAUUCCCAUAGCAGCUGUUCUUGCUACGUUUGUGACCCAUGCGUAUGCCAGUGGGAACCAUCUAAAGCCAGCAGAGGCCUUUGCUUCCCUGUCCCUCUUCCACAUCCUGGUCACGCCACUCUUCCUGCUCUCCACAGUGGUCAGGUUUGCAGUCAAAGCCAUCAUCAGUGUUCAAAAACUAAAUGAAUUUCUCCUGAGUGACGAGAUUGGUGAUGACAGCUGGCGCGCUGCAGAAGGCUCAGCUCUUCCUUUUGAGUCGUGCAAGAAACACACGGGUCUUCAGCCGAAAACUAUAAACAGGAAGCAUCCUGGGCGAUAUCACCUGGACAGCUAUGAGCAAUCAACACGGCGCCUGCGUCCUAUGGAGACAGAGGAUGUUGCAAUAAAGGUCACAAAUGGGUACUUCUCAUGGGGCAGUGGGAUAGCGACCUUAUCCAAUAUAGAUAUUCGAAUUCCCACUGGUCAGUUAACCAUGAUUGUUGGCCAGGUGGGGUGCGGGAAGUCCUCUCUGCUCCUUGCCAUUCUCGGGGAGAUGCAGACGCUGGGAGGGAAAGUGCACUGGACCAGUGUAAAUGAAUCUGACCCUUCUUUCGAAGCAACCAGAAGGAACAAGUAUUCUGUGGCUUAUGCUGCUCAGAAGCCUUGGCUACUAAAUGCUACGGUAGAAGAAAAUAUUACUUUUGGAAGUCCUUUCAACAAACAGAGGUACAAAGCUGUCACAGAUGCCUGUUCUCUUCAGCCAGAUAUUGACUUACUACCAUUUGGAGACCAAACUGAAAUCGGAGAGCGGGGCAUUAACCUGAGCGGAGGUCAGAGGCAAAGAAUCUGUGUAGCACGUGCUCUAUACCAGAACACCAACAUUGUCUUCUUGGAUGAUCCGUUUUCUGCCCUGGACAUACAUCUGAGUGACCACUUAAUGCAGGAAGGGAUUUUGAAGUUUCUCCAGGAUGACAAAAGGACACUUGUUCUUGUGACUCACAAAUUACAAUACCUAACACAUGCCGACUGGAUCAUAGCCAUGAAAGAUGGGACUGUGCUCAGAGAAGGGACUUUGAAGGACAUUCAGACCAAAGAUGUUGAGCUUUACGAACACUGGAAAACACUAAUGAAUCGGCAAGAUCAGGAAUUAGAGAAGGAUAUGGAAGCCGACCAGACGACAUUAGAAAGGAAGACUCUCCGAAGGGCCAUGUACUCGAGAGAGGCCAAAGCCCAGCUUGAGGAUGAAGAUGAAGAGGAGGAAGAGGAGGAAGAUGAGGAUGACAGUAUGUCCACUGUGUUGAGACUCAGGACAAAAAUGCCAUGGAAAACAUGUUGGCGGUACCUCACAUCUGGGGGCUUCUUCUUGCUCUUCCUGAUGAUUUUCUCUAAGCUUCUGAAGCAUUCCGUGAUUGUAGCUAUAGACUACUGGCUGGCCACAUGGACGUCGGAGUACAGUAUAAACACUGGAAAAGCUGAUCAGACCUACUAUGUGGCUGGAUUUAGCAUACUUUGUGGAGCAGGUAUUUUCCUCUGCCUUGUCACAUCUCUCACCGUGGAAUGGAUGGGUCUCACAGCUGCCAAGAAUCUUCACCACAAUCUCCUCAAUAAGAUAAUUCUUGGACCAAUAAGGUUCUUUGAUACCACACCCCUGGGACUGAUUCUGAAUCGCUUUUCAGCAGAUACAAAUAUCAUUGAUCAGCACAUUCCUCCAACGCUGGAGUCCUUGACCCGAUCCACGCUGCUCUGCCUGUCUGCCAUCGGCAUGAUUUCUUAUGCCACGCCAGUGUUCCUGGUUGCUCUCGUGCCUCUCGGAGUCGCCUUCUAUUUCAUCCAGAAAUACUUCCGCGUGGCUUCGAAGGAUCUCCAGGAACUUGAUGACAGCACCCAGCUCCCUCUGCUUUGCCACUUCUCAGAAACAGCAGAAGGACUCACCACUAUUCGGGCAUUUAGGCAUGAAACCAGAUUUAAGCAACGCAUGCUGGAACUGACAGACACAAACAACAUUGCCUACUUAUUUCUCUCAGCUGCCAACAGAUGGCUAGAGGUCAGAACGGACUAUCUAGGAGCUUGUAUUGUCCUCACUGCCUCUAUCGCAUCCAUUAGAGGGUCUUCCUCUUCUGGACUGGUGGGCUUAGGGCUUCUGUAUGCACUCACGAUAACCAAUUAUUUGAAUUGGGUUGUGAGGAACUUGGCUGACCUGGAGGUCCAGAUGGGGGCAGUGAAGAAAGUGAACAGUUUCUUGACUAUGGAGUCUGAGAACUAUGAAGGCACCAUGGAUCCUUCUCAAGUCCCAGAGCACUGGCCACAAGAAGGGGAGAUCAAGAUUCAUGAUCUGUGUGUCAGAUAUGAAAAUAAUCUGAAACCUGUUCUUAAACAUGUCAAAGCUUACAUCAAACCUGGGCAAAAGGUUGGCAUAUGUGGUCGCACUGGCAGUGGAAAGUCAUCACUAUCUCUGGCUUUCUUCAGAAUGGUUGACAUAUUUGAUGGAAAGAUUGUCAUUGAUGGGAUAGACAUUUCAAAACUACCACUGCACACACUUCGUUCUAGACUCUCAAUUAUUCUUCAGGACCCAAUACUGUUCAGCGGUUCCAUUAGAUUUAAUUUAGAUCCAGAGUGCAAAUGCACAGAUGACAGACUCUGGGAAGCCCUAGAAAUUGCUCAGUUGAAGAAUAUGGUCAAAUCCCUACCAGGAGGUUUAGAUGCGGUGGUCACUGAAGGUGGAGAGAAUUUUAGUGUUGGACAGAGACAGCUGUUCUGCCUUGCUCGAGCCUUUGUCCGCAAAAGCAGCAUUCUCAUCAUGGAUGAGGCCACAGCUUCCAUUGACAUGGCCACUGAAAACAUUCUGCAGAAAGUGGUAAUGACAGCAUUUGCAGACCGCACCGUCGUGACGAUAGCUCAUCGGGUUCACACCAUUCUGACGGCAGACCUGGUUAUUGUGAUGAAGCGAGGGAAUAUUCUAGAAUAUGAUACUCCCGAAAGCCUCUUGGCUCAAGAAGAUGGAGUAUUUGCUUCUUUUGUUCGUGCAGACAUGUAAAGGGAUGUCUCACAAUGACAAGUGCAUUAAAAUAAUGCAUUCGUAAUCUACAUAAUGGAUCAUCAGCCUGACCUUCAUAAUGUGGUACCUUAAACUUUUACACUUUUGCAAAUCUUGUUGGUUAUGUUGUAGACCUUGUAGUCAGUACCAAUGUCACAUUACUAGCAGAUAUUGUAUCUCCUAUGUAUGUGCAAGUUAGCAUAUCUUCCUGGUUUUUUUUCCAAGAUAAUUACUGCUUACUGUGUUUAUUAUGGACUUUUUGUUAAUGAUUAAGCCAUUUUACCUUUAAGAAUAUCAGACUGUAUUAAAAUAUGUACGCUACAUGUACGCUACUUGAAGUAUCAAAUCCUAGCUAAGUUUUCUCAUAAUUUCAGGUUUGAUAAAUAUUUCAGGCAUAGAAGCUACAAUGACAAUUCAAUAUUAUACUCUCAUUUGUAAGAAUAUAUUUUCCUUUUUGUUGAUGUCUCCAGAUUAUAUUGGAAGAAAACAAACAGUUCUUCUAAACAGUUAGGAAACUGAACACUUCAAACUUAUUAUUUACUGUAUGAAAAUGUCUUCUGUACUCAUUAGCCUUAGUAAUAUGAUAUUUCCUUAGUAGUCUUUUUCCUUCUAAAUUGUUUCCUGUCAACAAGAAGUUACCAACUAUAUAGUUCUAUAAAGCCAUGAUGUUAAUUAGAAAGAUUAUGAAAAGUUCAGAUAUUUGAGAAAUUAUACUCAAGGAUCCAAGUUCAAACAGUAAUUAGUUUCAACUCUGCAUGACAGACCAGCUAAAGCUCUCCAAAAUUUAAUUCAUCUUUAGAUUUGAUAAUGAUCCUGAGCCCUAAAGUGCUGUUAUUCAAAUUUCAGGAGCAUAGGCAAGUGGCCUUAUUUUGCAGAAUACACACACACACCGUGUAUAGCAGUAACUACUUGUAUGUAUGUGUAUUUCUAGAUGAAAGAAUACUUUUAACAUGUAUGCUCAGUGAUGUCAUGUGUAUGUAGAAUGUUACUGCUCUAAUUUACUGUGCAUGUAAAGUAUAUCCAAAAGUUAUUCUAAUUUUUAUAGGCUUUUCUCCUGCUCCAAUUUUAAGGUGUAUAUUAAGAGUUUAUCACAAUUGGCAAAAUGUGAGUGCUGUGUUCCAUUGAAAAGCCCCUUCUAGUUUCAUACUAGUAGUCAAAAGCUUUCAUAUGAGAAGCUUUCUUCUUCACAUGCAUGUGAAGAACUUUGAUUUAUGGAAAAAGAAUGUACACUCCCUCCACAUAGAUGUGUUCAGCCUAUUGAAUUUUAUAUUCACUUUUGGAAAAUCAAUAAUUGUUGAUCUGGGAUAUAUGUAGAAUAAAAUAAGCUCCAAAAGGAUGGACAAAAAUAUCCUGUUGUUUAGCUUGAACUGUCCUUUGUAUAUAUUGAAAAUGUCAUUGAGAGAAAACUGCUUACUGAUUUUGUUCUAUUUAGCUUUCAGGAAGCAGUAACUAUUAGAUUUGAUGUAUUACCAAUAUGUCUCCUACUCAUAUUGCUGGCAUGCACCUGUUUCAUAGGACUGUAGAGAGGAAUUUGCAUGAUGCUUGUUACCCAGUUACCUAAUUCUCAGAGAAAUGUGGAUUUACCCAUAGAAAUAAGCACUCACAGUAUCUGUAAGUUGCAUUGCUGUAUAGUUAUGCAGAAGCAUAACUAGUUACACUGAGAAUCAUAUCUACCCUUCUUACACUCAAGUGGUUGCUGGUUCCCUCAUAACUUGUAACCACUUUUUAAUCAUAAUUAAUUGACUUAUUCAAGUCCAGGAUAUUGUUCUAGUUGUUCAGUUACCUGUAUUAUCUAUUAAAUAUAGAAAUGAUUCAUCCUGAAAUAUAUACUAAGGAGGUACAUCACUACAAAAGACCAGCUCAACAAAAUCAAAGUUUACAUUUUACAUUUAACUAGCCAAAUUAAUUUUACCAAUUUUAAUCAUUUAAUUUGUUAAAAGCAAUAAGGCUUGAUGUUAAAACAAGUUAUCACUGAAAAAGACAUUCCUCUGAAAGGCCUGUCCCCCUCUACUUUUACACGACCACUCACCACCUAUUUACAUCAGCUCAGCCCUGUAUCAGAUACCAGAAGAGCAUACUAAGUAAGUGGGAUCUGGGAUCUUGUCUUACUUGUUGCUGUGAUCUUGGCACUUAAUACAAGCAUCUGGCCCACAGGAGGUGGUGAUUAAUAGGUAGGUUAUUUACCCAUUGAUUAGUUUUACCACUAGCCAUGUGCCUACAGCUAUGAUAUAUUCUCUUUACUUUCUGUGCUGUGUUUAUUUUACUGUGAAACUAUAUUGGCUUGGUAUUGUAUAAUAAAUUACUCUUUAUUUGCUCAAUAAAAGAGGGUGAUUAU
Molecule: messenger RNA, 7382 nt
Organism: Talpa occidentalis (Iberian mole)
Lineage: Eukaryota; Metazoa; Chordata; Mammalia; Eulipotyphla; Talpidae
Gene: ABCC9
Product: ATP binding cassette subfamily C member 9
Exons: 40
Coding region: 386-5047 (1553 amino acids)
Biological process (GO): transmembrane transport; potassium ion transport
Cellular component (GO): membrane
Molecular function (GO): ATP hydrolysis activity; sulfonylurea receptor activity; ABC-type transporter activity
Source: RefSeq, a predicted model, not a curated record